Molecule: messenger RNA, 1829 nt
Organism: Malus domestica (apple)
Lineage: Eukaryota; Viridiplantae; Streptophyta; Magnoliopsida; Rosales; Rosaceae
Product: GDSL esterase/lipase At5g37690-like
Molecular function (GO): hydrolase activity, acting on ester bonds
Source: RefSeq, a predicted model, not a curated record
CUGCCACUUUAUUUCCUAGUGAGAGAGAUUCAAAGAGGGAAGUGACAAUGUGGAUGGCUUUAGCUACCACCAUUUUCACAACCAUGUUAGCCGUCGCUUCAUUGGCAGCGUCUACCGUGACCUUCGUUUUCGGUGACUCCUUGACAGAAGUAGGGAACAACAACUAUCUGUCGUAUUCUCUUGCAAAAUCAAAUUAUCCUUGGUAUGGUGUCGAUUAUGCCGGUGGUCGAGCUACUGGGAGGUUCACUAAUGGAAGAACCAUUGGCGACAUAAUAUCCAAAAAGCUUGGGAUUCCAUCACCACCACCUUAUCUAUCCUUGGCACAGAAUGAUGAUGCACUGCUUAAAGGGGUUAAUUAUGCAUCUGGUGGAGCAGGAAUACUCAAUGACACUGGGCUCUAUUUUAUUCAGAGAAUGUCGUUUGAUGAUCAAAUACAAAAAUUCAACAAGACAAAGGAAGCCAUCAAGGCUAAAAUUGGGGCAGAGGCUGCAGCCAAGCUUUGCAGUGAAGCCAUCUACUUCAUUGGAAUUGGCAGCAAUGAUUAUGUCAACAAUUACCUGCAACCCUUUUUAGCUGAUAGUCAGCAGUACACUUACGAUGAAUUUGUGGAAUUAUUGAUCGGCACCUUAGAGGGACAACUUAAGAGGCUCUACCAACUGGGUGCCCGAAAGAUGAUGUUCCAUGGUCUCGGGCCACUUGGCUGCAUUCCUUCUCAGAGGGUGAAAUCAAAGACAGGCCAGUGCUUGAAAAGAGUGAACGAGUGGGUGCUAGAAUUCAACUCCAAAGUACAAAAGCUCAUUGCCUCUCUUAACAGGCAACUCCCACAGGCAAAUCUCUCAUUUGCAGACACGUAUGGAGACGUCUACGACUUAAUCCAAAACCCUACCGCUUAUGGGUUUAAGGUUUCGAACACUUCGUGUUGCAAUGUGGACACAAGCAUUGGGGGGCUAUGCUUGCCUAAUUCAAAGCUAUGCCCCAACCGGAAAGACUACGUAUUCUGGGAUGCAUUCCACCCAUCCGACGCAGCCAAUGAGGUUCUCGCAGACAAACUCUUCUCGAGGCUAUUUUCCGCGAUUCCUCCUAGUGCACCAACACCAACACCUUCACCCUCACCCUAGUUGGCAUCUCUGGCGAUGAUAAUUGAAGCAUAUAUAGUAGAGACCCAUUGAGGCAACAAUGCAAGCAAAGUUCUAUAAGACGUGAGCCGCGAGUAAGAGCCUGGUGACUAGGUAUCCAAACGGGGCCUAGGUGUUUUUUAAUUUAAAUUAAAUUUAUUACAUAACAUAUAAAUACAUAUUUACUUAUAAUUAAAACAAAUACAUAAAUUGUAAAAUAAAAUGAUCUAUAAAUUAUAAAGUAAUAUAACAUAUUAAUGAGUGUUUAUCCAAAUACGCAACAAAUUUUAGCAAUUUUUUUUUUGUGUGCAAGUCGAGACCGAAGCGGUCUAAGUGGGCACAUAGGCAUAUGUAUGUGUUAUUAAUUAUUUUUUAAAUGCCUAAGAAUUAAUCGUGAUGAUCCCAAAGGCCUAGCACUUAGGCGGGGCAUUUUAGAACACUGAAUGCAAGGGAUUAGUAAUCAAGAUUCAAGAUAUUAAACCGUCAUAGAAUGACGACUGUUUCUGUCUGCAAAAACCAGAUAAAUGUAUUUUUUUCAUCGCACCUUCUUACAAAGUAUUCGCACUUCAUCUGAAUUUGUUAAAUUGACAGCAUCUAAUUUGGAUUGUAAUCAAACGUAAACAGCGUUUUUAGCCUUGCUAAAGAACAAACUACCUGAGUUGAAUAUCUUAUUAUCAAUUUCCUUUCAAAGGAAAGAAUUUGCAAACAUAUUUA